AUGGAGGCCUUCACGGCUGUGAUGAAGACCAUGGAUGAGUCUGUUGAGACUACAGUGUUCGACUAUGAGAAUUCACUGCCAUGUGAAAAAGUCAACAUCAAGCAGCUAGGAGCCCAAUUCUUGCCCCCACUGUAUUCCCUGGUGUUUGUGGUUGGUCUGCUGGGCAAUGUGGUGGUGGUGGUGAUCCUCAUGAAAUACAAGAGGCUCUGGAUUAUGACCAACAUCUUCCUGCUCAAUUUGGCCAUUUCUGACUUGCUCUUUCUAUUCACCCUGGUGUUCUGGAUUCACUAUGCUGAGUCGAAUGAAUGGGUUUUUGGCCCUUCCAUGUGUAAGCUUCUCUCUGGGCUUUAUUACGUGGGCUUAUACAGUGAGAUCUUUUUCAUCAUCCUGCUGACCAUAGACCGGUACCUGGCCAUCGUCCAUGCUGUGUUUGCCCUUCGAGCCCGGACUGUCACUUUUGGUGUCAUCACGAGUGUUCUCACCUGGGGCAUGGCAGGGCUAGCAGCCCUCCCUGAAUUUAUCUUCCAUGAAUCCCAAAAAGAGGCCCAACAGUUUGUCUGCUCACCUAUUUACCCAGAAGACCAAGAAGACAGAUGGAAGCGUUUCCAUGCUCUGAGAAUGAAUAUCCUGGGUCUCAUUCUGCCUUUGCUCAUCAUGGUUGUUUGCUACUCUGGAAUUAUUAAAACGCUGCUGAGAUGCCCCAGUAAGAAAAAGUACAAGGCCAUCCGGCUCAUUUUUGUCAUCAUGGUGGUCUUUUUCAUUUUCUGGACACCCUACAACCUGGUCCUCCUCCUCUCGGCUUUUCAAACGAUCUUCUUUGAGACCAGUUGUGAGCAGAGCAAACAGCUGGACGUGGCCAUGCAGGUGACGGAGGUGAUCGCCUACACGCACUGCUGCGUCAACCCCAUCAUCUAUGCCUUCGUUGGGGAGAGGUUCAGGAAGCACCUCUGCCACUUCUUCCGCAGGCACGUGGCCACCUACCUGGGCAAAUACAUCCCAUUCCUUCCCAGUGAGAAGUCAGAUAGAGCCAGCUCGGUAUCCCCAUCAACAGGGGAGCAGGAAUUGUCAUUUGUAUUUUAA
This is a messenger RNA of Neomonachus schauinslandi (Hawaiian monk seal), 1080 nucleotides long. RefSeq names its product C-C motif chemokine receptor 3 (gene CCR3). Gene Ontology annotation, cellular component: cytoplasm; membrane. Gene Ontology annotation, biological process: G protein-coupled receptor signaling pathway; chemotaxis; inflammatory response. Gene Ontology annotation, molecular function: C-C chemokine receptor activity. The transcript has a single exon. NCBI's taxonomy places the organism in Eukaryota, Metazoa, Chordata, Mammalia, Carnivora, Phocidae. The coding region runs from base 1 to 1080 and encodes 359 amino acids. The record is from RefSeq and is a predicted model, not a curated record.